Messenger RNA from Salvia splendens (bonfire salvia), 1670 nucleotides. RefSeq names its product probable fructokinase-6, chloroplastic. The coding region runs from base 225 to 1367 and encodes 380 amino acids. The record is from RefSeq and is a predicted model, not a curated record. Lineage: Eukaryota; Viridiplantae; Streptophyta; Magnoliopsida; Lamiales; Lamiaceae. Gene Ontology annotation, biological process: fructose metabolic process. Gene Ontology annotation, cellular component: chloroplast stroma; cytosol. The transcript is spliced from 7 exons. Gene Ontology annotation, molecular function: fructokinase activity.
UGAUUUUUGAAACAAAUGAAUUGCAAAGCAGAUCACUCAGCCACUCAGUUUCCCCAACAAUUAUUGCCCUUUUCAUUUUUUUUUUUUUUUUUGCUCGAAAUUUUCAUCCUACAUCGAUUAAGAAUUGAUCGGUCCCUCGAAUUCUACGAACUGAGAAUUCACAGUGAAUCACCCAAGAUUACUCUUUUUUCCCUUCCCUCCCAAUUUUGUAGUAAUUGAAAUAAAUGGCUCUUCCUAGUGCUGCCCUGAGCUUCUGCUGUGUCUCUUUCAACCCUCAAGCUUCUCUCUUCAGGCAAUGCAGCAUCAAACCAUCUAGAUUAUCUUCCCCAUCGCUUCCAAGAUUCAGAAUUCAAGGGAAAGCAGUAGAAAGUGGUAAUGCCCCAUUUGAAGCAGAUGAUUCAUCUCUUGUGGUUUGCUUUGGGGAAAUGCUUAUCGAUUUUGUGCCAACCACAAGUGGACUCGCUUUGGCUGAAGCACCGGCGUUUAAGAAAGCUCCCGGAGGUGCACCUGCUAAUGUGGCUGUUGGCAUUGCUCGACUUGGCGGUGCAUCGGCAUUUAUAGGGAAGGUGGGAGAGGAUGAAUUUGGCUACAUGCUUGCAAAUAUUCUUAAGGAGAAUAAUGUGAAUAACGAAGGAAUGAGGUUUGAUCCUGGUGCUCGAACUGCACUAGCUUUUGUAACUCUCAGGAAAGAUGGGGAACGCGAGUUCAUGUUUUAUCGCAAUCCCAGUGCGGAUAUGUUGCUCCAGGAAGCCGAACUUGACUUUGAGUUGAUAAAAAAGGCCAAAAUUUUCCACUACGGCUCUAUAAGCUUGAUUACAGAACCUUGCAAAUCUGCCCACAUAGCUGCUGUGAAGGCUGCAAAGGAGGCUGGUGUGAUCUUGUCAUAUGAUCCUAAUUUAAGGCUUCCAUUGUGGCCAUCUGCAGAUAGUGCCAGAGAAGGCAUUCUUAGCAUAUGGGAUGCAGCAGAUAUUAUUAAGAUCAGCGAGGAGGAGAUAAGCUUUCUGACUCAAGGAGAAGACCCAUAUGACGAUAAUGUAGUUCGGAAACUGUACCAUGAAAAUCUCAAGUUACUCCUAGUAACUGAAGGUCCUGAAGGCUGCCGAUAUUAUACCAAGGAGUUUAGUGGAAGGGUGAAGGGUCUGAAGGUGGAAGCUGUGGAUACAACAGGUGCCGGGGAUGCUUUUGUUGCUGGAAUCCUUUCACAGUUUGCUCUUGACACCUCGUUGCUUCAGAAUGAGGAUCGACUGAGAGAUGCACUGAGAUUCGCUAAUGCUUGUGGAGCCUUGACCGUGAUGGAAAGAGGCGCUAUUCCUGCUCUGCCCACGAGAGAGACAGUGCUCAACGCCCUGCUCAAGCCUGUAACCUAGAUUUCCGCAUAACACCAAAUCCGAACGCCUUUCCAAGGUAUCGCUCUUUUCCAGUGUAGAGAGACAUGUUGAUUGCUGUUUCAUGGAUUUAUCUAGGAUAGACUUGAUCAUUUCGAGUUGUCUUGCAGACAUCUUGUAUUGAACACAAAUAUGACCAUGAGCUCGGUCACUAGCUCAAGGGUCUGGCAUGAUUAAGUUUGAACUUUGUUCCUUUCUUUUAUGGAAGCCCGAACGAUUUUUAUCGAAUCAUGAUAUUCUUAGCUCGACUUAUUUACAGUUCAAUAUACAAGAUUUAAAACUCCA